UCCUCCAAGGGCUUCUCGUACUCUCUCUCAGCACACACACUUCCUGUGCAUCCAGACAAGGAGCUUUCACCCGUUCCAGACACACUGUCUGCUGCCCAGCGUAGUGCUACGAAUUUUGUCUGGAAGAGACAGGCAAAGAGGAGGGAUAUUACCCAGGAUCUCUCCAUGAUUUGCAACAGCAUGUGCCUGCCGAACAAGACUUCAGCCCAAGGUUGAUCCGAGCACAACCGCUGCAGCACGAAACUAGGGAGAGAUGGAUCAUAUAGAGGGGAGGACAUGGAACUGAGUCUGACAUCUAGAGGCUUGUGAAAGGAUGCUCGGUGCUCCACAACAGGACAUUUAAGAGUUUAGUUGACUGUUCUGGAGCUCCGGUGCUGUAGUAAAUGGAUUUGGUGUGCUGUAGGAGUAGGCUGUGAUUGAGAGAUAUGAAAUUUCUUCAGAAGUGCGCAUAGCAUGUGCAAUGAUUUUUGCUUGGCACAAUUGUCUCUGAGGACAUCAACUCUUCUCUAGACCCUCUUAUACCACAGAGUUAACUUUCAAAACUAGUAAGCUUUUGCGUGCUUCCUGUUAAGCACCUCUGGAUCAAAGACCAGUUUUGCUUUGCCGCAUCUAGAGUGCAAAACUGCUGAAAUAUCGCCAUCCAUGGUUUCUGCUCAUUUCAAGAAGCUAUCGUCUUACAUUGUAAAGAUUUGCAAAGGAAUGUUUACAAAGAAACUGGCAAAUACCUCAAAGAAGAAAGAAAGCAGCGACAACAAAAAAGAGCCGAAAACCUUCCCAGAACUGCAUGCACGGAACCCAACGUUCUCAACUACAUUGAAAAGCACAGUCAAAAAAAUAUCCAAAUGCUCAUCAACACGCAAUAUAUCUCUUGAAGAGGAGGAUGGAAAAAACGACUGUUCCUCUCUCUCUCCGACAUUUAGUUAUCGUGUAGCAAUUGCCAAUGGACUACUCAAAAAUGACCUCUUACUAAACAAUAAUGAAUUUCAUGAGGUCUUGUCAGUUGACAGCGAUUACUCAGACUGUCUAAACGAGACCAAACUUGUCCAUAGAUUCGAUGAACAAAAAGCUUAUACAAUGCCAGUAAGAAGGAAUAGGAAGAGCUUGAUUAGUCUAGCACCCUCAGACGGCAGCUCAGAGGGAGAGCGGGGAGAGCGCAGCAGUCUCCACACCCUUCGAUUAGGUGCUCUGAAAAAGUUGAGGAAAUGGAAGAAGAGCCAAGAAUGUGUGUCCUCAGAUUCAGAGGCAAGCAACUGGAGAAAGACUCUUGGCAUCAGGAGCAAAUCUCUGGACAGGGCUGGACGGCAACAGAAAACCACUACCCUGGAGCCAGGGUCCAGCUCAACAGGGUGUAUCAGUCAGACUCAGGAUGUGAUGGAGAUGAUCUUCAAAGAACUUCAGGGAAUCAGUCAGAUUGAGUCUGAGCUCUCAGAACUGCGAGGGCAUGUUAACGCCCUCAAAAGCUCCAUCGACGAGAUCUCCAGCAGUGUAGAGGUGGUACAGAGUGAAAUCGAGCAGCUGCGUUCGGGAUUCGUACAGUCCAGACGUGAGACUCGAGACAUCCACGAUUACAUCAGACAGAUUAGCCAACAUACCAACAAAGCUACUCUAAGAUUUCUAAAUGUGCCUGAGGAGAAGUUUGAAAAAACCGAAGAGCUUAUUUAUCAGAUUCUGAAAGAGAAAAUGGGUUUCACUGAUGCACGCAAGACAUUUAAAAUUGAACUUGCCCAUCGACUAGGGCAACAAAGAGAAUGUUACAAUGCUAAACCUCGACCAAUUGUAGUUAUAUUUUCAAGCCCACAAGAUAGAAAUUUAGUUUUGAAAAAAUGUUAUAAGCUAAAAGGGACUGGCAUAUCAAUAUCAACUGAUAGUCUAGCACAUGAUUCAAAAGAAAGGAAGGACAAGGCAAUGGCCUCCUCGCAGACAUAUGAAAGCAUGGAUAUCAAGGUUUCAGCCAAAGAUAAGGCUGAAAGUGAUGAAUGGGACUCCAUGGAAAGUGACAAAGAGCUAGAUGAAUUAAAUAAGAACAAAUAUGCAAUUGUGUCCAAACCACCUCAAAAAAGUAAAUCGGACAAGAAAAAGUCUCACAAUCACCGACGGUUGGCUGAUGACACUGCAUAUUCUGUGCACUAUGCAGAUAAUAUAGCCUACGAUGACCCUGACAAGCAAAGCAAGUCUUACUACUCUGACCUAACACCUGGGUGGCAGUCUCAGAGUGAUUAUUCUACUCCCAAACUCAGUCGGUCUGAAUCGGACUGUUCUAAACUUUGCCAGUCUUAUUCAGAGGACUUCUCAGAGAGUCAGUACUUCAACAGAGUCAACGGCUGCUCCCUGCUCUCCUCCUCGGAUCAGGAGCUUUGGCAAAGGAAGCAAGAAGACAUGGCAUCCUCCUGGUAUGCUAGUCCUCCCAGUCAAACUCUGAGCCAAGAACGACCUUAUGUGGAACAUAAUGAAGUUGACACCACAGAGACUAUUGACAGUGGUGUAAGUAAUGGUAUUGUUUGCAUAUCAGGGGACAGGAGCCAUUACAGUGGCUCUCAGCUGUCUCUACAGGGUGACCUCUCACCAUGGAAAGAUUGGCAUCACCUCGAACAAGGUGCUGAUUCAGGUUUGGAUGCUUCAAUUGAACAGAACAUAAUCUCAGAGAUCACUAGCCCCUUCGACCCUGCAGCUAACCCAGGUUUCCCUGAGAAAAUUACAAAAUGCCUUGAGGUUGAUUUACAGUUUGAAGGUGAGACCUUCUUGACACUAGAUAGCACUCCUGAGACAGGCCAAGACCAAGAUAUAGAUACAGAACCUGAACUUGUUCUAGAACCCGAUCCAGAGCCAGAGCUAGAGCCAGAACAAGUACCCAGGCCAGGACCUGAACCAGAGCCAGAGGUUGUAAUUGAACCCAUAUCAAAACCAGUACCAACACCUGUGGCCGAACCACAACCAGAAAAGAAGCCGAAAACCAAGAAAGCCCGUACUAAGCCUGAAUCAGCUCCUCAAACUCUGCAACGACAAGAUGUCAAUGUGAACCACCUCCAACAGAACCAGAAAUCUUCAUCCAUGUACCGCAGUCAGAGUGAGAUCGGUAAUGAGAAAGUGGAGGAAGUCCCUAAAUCCUGGAGUAGUAGGCUCAGCAUAGACCUCAGCGAGAAAACCUUCAGCUUUGGAUUCGGAUCCACCCUGCAAAGAGCCAAGUCAGCUUUGGAUUUUGUCUGGAAUAAAGGUUCCCAGAGCACUAGUGCUCCAGUCGAAGAAACAAGCAACACCUCAUUCAUGGGCAGGCUCAGAACCUCGUCCCAGUCCACUGAAAAUAGUUCCAGCACAACCAUUGACUCUGAUGUUUACACAGAACCUUUCUAUUACAAGGCAGAGGAGGAAGAACAAGCCAGUGAACAACCUGUGGACAAUGAGACACAUUAUGUUGAGGUAAUGGAACAAGUGCUGGCGAAUCUCGAGAACCGAACGAAUACCAACGAGGCUGAGGAACAGUACCAAGAAGAGGAAUAUGAUGUCUCGCAAGAAUACGACAUCUCACAAGAGGGUAAUCCUGUCCUAGAAUACGACUGCAGCCUUGAUGAGCAAGAUGAUGAGGAAUACAGUGAGGCGUAUGACGACAAUCCCAUGACUGAAGACACGGCGGAGUAUGAAGGGAGUUUGGUGGAGUAUGUUGAAGUAACUGAGGAACAGGAAGAAGAAUCUGAGGAACAGGAAGAGGAAAUAGAGCAGACAAAGGAAGGUCAAGAUACAACGGGAACAAAGGUAGCAGCUGAGGUAAAAAAGACAGUAGAACAAGAGGAUGAGAAUAAAAAUGUUACAGAGGUUCCUGUGGAGCCAGCACCACCCAAAAAAAGGAUACGGCCCACCUUCAAAGAGGCAGCUCUGAGAGCUUACAGGAAGCAGAUGGCAGAGCUAGAACAGCAAAUCCUGGCGGGAGACAGCACAGCUCUGGAUACAGAGGGUUGUGCAAAUAUUCUGGAUCAAGCCAAACUGGGGCUGAACGGUGGUGGAGUUGGCAGUAUACUUUAUGGCAUUGACAGCAUGCCAGAUUUACGCCGCAAGAGGACCAUGCCUAUUGUCCGAGACCUGGCUUUGACCUUGGCUGCUCGAAAGGCAGGCAUUGCGUUUGGCCUCGUGAACAGAUCAACUCUAAACAAUGAGGAGCUGAAACUGCAUGUGCUGAGAAAGACCCUGCAGGCCUUGAUCUAUCCCAUCUCCUCCACGACACCCCAUAAUUUUGAGGUGUGGACGGCAACUGCGCCCACCUACUGUCACGAGUGUGAAGGGCUGCUGUGGGGCAUCGCCCGGCAGGGCAUGCGCUGCACGGAAUGUGGGGUGAAAUGCCACGAGAAAUGCCAAGACCUUCUGAAUGCAGACUGUCUUCAACGUGCGGUGGAGAAGAGCUCAAAACACGGAGCAGAGGACAAAACCCAAAACAUCAUUAUGGCAAUGAAGGAACGGAUGAAGAUCAGAGAAAAGAACCGACCUGAGGUGUUCGAGUUGAUCCAGGAGAUGUUUCAGCUCUCAAAGGAAGAUUUGACCACCCAUCUGAAAACAGCCAAACAGGCAGUGUUGGAGGGGACAUCCAAAUGGUCUGCCAAGAUUACCAUCACAGUGUUGUGCGCUCAAGGUUUACAAGCCAAGGACAAGACAGGCUCCAGUGACCCUUAUGUCACAGUACAAGUUGGAAAGACUAAACGCAGGACCAAAACUGUUUUUGGCAAUCUCAACCCCAUCUGGGAUGAAAAGUUCUUCUUCGAGUGCCAUAAUGCCACAGAUCGUAUAAAGGUCCGCGUAUGGGAUGAAGAUGAUGACAUAAAAUCUAGAGUGAAGCAGCACUUUAAGAAGGAAUCUGAUGACUUCCUGGGUCAAACCAUCAUCGAGGUGCGGAUGCUAAGUGGAGAGAUGGACGUUUGGUACAAUCUUGAGAAAAGAACAGAUAAGUCGAUGGUGUCGGGGGCCAUCCGACUAAAGAUCAGCGUUGAGAUGAAAGGAGAGGAGAAGGUGGCUCCACCACACGGGCAGUACACAUGUUUACACGAGAAUCUCUUCCAUUAUCUGACGGAGGUGAAAAACAAUGGAGUGGUUAAGAUUCCAGAGGUCAAAGGUGACGAUGCGUGGAAGGUUUAUUUUGAUGACGUGUCUCAGGAGAUCGUAGAUGAGUUUGCGAUGCGUUUUGGUGUGGAGUCCAUCUACCAGGCCAUGACUCAUUUCUCAUGUCUCUCAUCGAAGUACAUGUGUCCCGGUGUUCCCGCAGUGAUGAGUAACCUGCUUGCCAACAUAAAUGCUUAUUUCGCUCACACUACCACGGCAACCACCAACAUCUCCGCCUCCGAUCGAUUCGCUGCAUCCAACUUUGGGAGAGAGAAGUUUGUUAAACUCUUGGAUCAGCUGCACAACUCUUUGAGGAUCGAUCUCUCCAAGUAUCGAGAUAACUUCCCAGCAGGAAAUCCAGAGAGACUCCAAGACCUGAAAUCAACCGUCGACCUGCUAACGAGCAUCACCUUUUUCAGGAUGAAGGUGCAGGAGCUGCAGAAUCCUCCCAGAGCCAGUAUGGUUGUAAAAGACUGCGUGAAAGCAUGUCUGGACUCCACUUACAAGUACAUCUUUGACAACUGCCAUGAGCUUUACAACCAACUUCUGGACCAGGCUAAGAAGCAGGAUUUACCACGAGAGGAACAGGGCCCGUCCAUCAAGAACCUGGAUUUCUGGCCCAAACUGAUCACGCUGAUGGUGUCUGUUAUAGAUGAGGACAGAACAGCUUACACACCCAUUAUUAACCAGUUCCCUCAAGAAUUGAACAUGGGUAAAAUUAGUGCUGAAAUCAUGUGGAACCUCUUCGCUAUGGAUAUGAAGUACGCAAUGGAGGAACACAACAAGCAUUGUCUAUGCAAGAGCACAGAAUAUAUGAAUUUGCACUUCAAAGUCAAAUGGUUCCACAACGAGUAUGUUCGAGACCUGCCAGCCUUUAAAGGAAUUCCUCCGGAAUAUUCCCUGUGGUUUGAGCCGUUUGUUAUUCAGUGGUUGGAUGAAAAUGAAGAUGUAGCCAUGGAUUUCCUUAAUGGAGCUCUGGAGAGAGAUAAAAAAGAUGGGUUCCAGCAAACAUCAGAACAUGCUCUCUUCUCCUGCUCGGUGGUGGAUGUUUUCACACAGUUGAAUCAAAGCUUUGAGAUCAUAAAGAAGCUAGAAUGUCCAAAUCCACAAGCCCUCGCUCACUUCAUGCACAGAUUCGCAAAGACCAUAAAUAAAGUCCUUCUCCAGUAUGCGGCGAUCAUCUCGAAAGACUUCACCAACCAUCUGAGCAAGGAGAAAGUGGCCUGUAUCCUCCUGAACAACAUUCAACAGCUCAGAGUCCAACUGGAGAAGAUGUUUGAGUCUAUGGGCGGAAAACAGCUGGACGCUGAAGCCAGUGAUCUACUGAAAGAACUGCAGAAUAAACUGAACACAGUGCUGGACGAGCUCAGCGGGGUCUUCGGCUCCAGUUUUAAGCCGGUCAUUGAGGACUGCAUCAAACAAAUGAACCAGGAGCUUGUGCAGAUAAAAGGAAAUGCUGGAAACAAGAGCAACGCAGCCAUGGACGCAGAAAUUGCCCUGCGACCACUCAUGGACCUCCUGGACAAGAACUUGAUUCUGUUUGCUAAGAUCUGCGAGAAGACGGUUCUCAAACGUGUUCUGAAGGAGCUGUGGAAAAUCGUCCUCAACACCAUUGAGCGACAGAUCGUUCUGCCUCCGCUGUCAGAUCAGACACAAGGAGCUCAGAUGAUCUUCAGUGCUGCCAAGGACUUGGGUCAACUCUCCAAGCUUAAGGAGCAUGUGAUUAGGGAGGAAGCUCGGAGUCUGAGCCCUCGGCAGUGUGCUGCCAUGGAUUUAGUGCUGCCAACCAUCAAGCAAUAUUUCCAUGCGGGGGGAAACGGUUUGAAGAAGAAUUUCCUGGAAAAGAGUCCUGAUCUGAAGUCCCUGAAAUACGCCCUCAGCCUUUACACUCAACCCACAGAUGCCUUGAUCAAGAAAUAUAUAUGCACCCAGACCUCUCAAGGUCUGUCAACGUCUGGAUCCAUUGGUGAGGUCACUGUCCAGGUGGACCUGAUCUCACACCCUGGUACUGGAGAACACAAAGUCAGUGUGAAAGUUGUAGGUGUGAACAACAUAAACUGGCAGACGAAUGUCAUGUUCCGGCCAUUUGUGGAGAUCAACGCCAUCGGACCACACCUAGCUGACAAGAAACGCAAGUUUAGCACCAAAACCAGGAAUAACAACUGGUCUCCAAAAUACAACGAAUCAUUCCAGUACGUGCUGAGUAACGAGCAUGGCCCAGAGGCCUACGAGCUUCACAUCUCCGUGAAGGACUACUGCUUCGCCCGAGAGGACCGUAUCAUCGGAAUGACGGUUCUGCAGCUCAGAGAACUGGCUGAAAAAGGCAGUUUGAAUGCAAGCUAUCCACUCGUCAAGAACAUAACCAUGGACGAAACCGGUCUGACCAUCAUGAGAAUACUCUCACAAAGGACCAACGACGAAGUGGCCAAAGAGUUUGUACGUCUUAAAUCGGACACACGGUCAGCCGAGGAGGUGUCGUAAAAAUAAUCGCAGGGGGAAAAGAGCGGGGAAAAAAGCGGCAAGAAACAGAGUGAAAUCCCAACAGCGCAAGAUGGUUGUGUUUGUUUUUGUGCAUGUGUGUGUAAAACAUCUGUUGGAAUGUUCAUUUUAAACUACAAGUACGUACAAAAGUGUUUACCUACCGUAUGCUCUAUCAAAUAUUAUAUGCUACGAAGUUAUGUUCAAGAGACGUUGAAUACAGUUUUGUAUGACGAUUAGUCUUUUUGAACAGAUAGUUAAUUUGUUCAGAUAAAGUGCCAAAACAGAUGACAGAAAACAGAGGGAAAAAAAAACAAUAGACACAUAAACCCAUAUGAAUUCUCGACGAAGUCUUUCUAAAUUUGCUCGAUCUUUUGUCCAGUGUUUAUCAUCCUCUCUUUAAGUGUGUAGCGGUUUUGUUUGUCUUUUCAUUCUCACCCUACUUUUUCCGUUUUUGUUGCCUCGCCCUUUCCAUCUUUCACAAAGGCACUUGGUGGUGCAUGUGUUGUUUCCUUGGUGACGUCUCUCCCAUGUGUUCACAGUGACUGUGGGCGUCAGGUCGAACCCUUUCCCCUCUAAUGUUUUGUAUUUUGAGCCGACUUUAAAAAGAGACCAUUUUUUUAAAUGGCGAUGACUGCUACGAAUCUCUUCAUAAGUGUUUGUAAUUUUAUAGCUGUUGACAACGAUGAAACCCACCUUCCGUCUUGCCGGUAUAGGCAGAAUGGGUGGAAUUUUUUUUUUUUUUUUUUUUUCAUAUUUCUUGUUCAUUUACAUACUUUUUUUUUUUUUUUUUUUUUUUUUAAACAUAGGCUUCCAGCCUUUCUGAAUAAUCACUGUGAACAUGGGCUCUGGAAGGCAAGCGUACAUCAGUUUUGCUGACUGUUUGAUAUCAUCUUUUAAUUUUUUCAAACAACUUUGAUUCAAAAAAUAAAUAAAUAAAAAAAUGGCAGUUAUAUAUAAAAAAAACUUUCAUACAAAAGCAAUCCAUGAUCUGUAUGAAAAUCAGUAUAUACUAUGUACACGUGUUACAUAUGUACAUGAAUUAUGUUUUUAGUUUUGCUAAAUCAUAUCUGAUUGUUUAUGGGCCGGUUCUGAAUUUAAUUUGGGAUGAUCUUUGUGAAGUUGUUUUAUCUGAUAUGAAAUUUGUAAAUGUUGCUUUACAAAAAAAGGUAAAUCAAUCGCCGUCAUUUCAUUUAUUUUUGUUUACAGAGGAAAAAGUUUAACAUUUGGUAUUUAUGCAACAUUCCUAUGUAUUGCACUGAUGGCAAAUUGUAUGUCAUGUAAAUAUAUUUAGUGAGAUAUUGUAAUGAAAGUCUCGUUGUAUUGCAUUUUAAUCAAGGAAAGCAACCUUUUCACACAUUACACUUUUAUAGUAUGUAUUAGUGUUGGAUGUAAUGCAAUUACAAAAUAAUUAGUUACUAUAAUCUAAUUACAUUUUUAGUCAAAAAAGUUAUGUAACAUUACAUUUAAAAUUGUUUUAAUCAUAUUACAGUUGCUAAAUUUCAAUUAAGUUCUAAAGACAUUACUUAGGUAACACAUAUUGCUAAAAACAUUUACACGGAAUGAAUUUAAAGGAAUAUUCUGGGUUCACUACAAGUGAAAGGUGCACUUAGUAACCUUUGUCUUUGUGUCUUUGUCUUGGACUUACACUGACACCUAGUGGUGUGGAUGCAGCAUCGUUUAAAAUCAGUAGUUUUCAGUUUCAGAUGCCAUUGUAGAAAUUUAGUAUUCACAGUCAGCCAUGAUUACUUUAAUCAAUGAGUGAAAGUGUCAUAUUACAGGAUGGUUACUGAGAUUAAGCGAGUAGCAUUCGGCUGGUCAUGUGAUACUAACAUGGCAGCCCCCAUGUGCGGACCCUCUCCAUGUAGAAUAAAACAGCUUUUAUAAGCUUACUGAUAUAACUUGAGUCUCCAUUUUAAUGUGAGUGGUCAUGAUUUCCUACAUAUAUUGCACAAUUACAAUUCAUGUCUUUAGGAAUUAAACUUUUUAAUGAGGAAAAAAUUACUGAGUGCACCUUUAAGCUCAAUCAACAGCAUUUGUAGCAUA
Myxocyprinus asiaticus (Chinese sucker) is the source of this 9603-nucleotide messenger RNA. RefSeq names its product protein unc-13 homolog C-like. Gene Ontology annotation, molecular function: diacylglycerol binding; calcium ion binding; phospholipid binding. Gene Ontology annotation, cellular component: neuromuscular junction; terminal bouton; presynaptic active zone cytoplasmic component. The record is from RefSeq and is a predicted model, not a curated record. Gene Ontology annotation, biological process: synaptic vesicle priming; synaptic transmission, glutamatergic; dense core granule priming. Lineage: Eukaryota; Metazoa; Chordata; Actinopteri; Cypriniformes; Catostomidae. Bases 643 to 7560 code for a protein of 2305 amino acids. The transcript is spliced from 33 exons.